UCUACGUUGUCUAUUUUGUUCUGUUGUUCUGUGCGUCUGUUUUUAUGCAGUACCAUGUGAUUUUAGCUCUGUAGCAUAACUUGAAGUCAAGUAAUGUGAUUUGUCCAGUUUUGUUCUUUUUGCUUAAUAUAGCUUUGGUUAUUCUGGUUCAUCCAUAUAUUUUUAUAAGCCAUCAAACCUCAGACAAGAUAAUUAAAAAUGAAUUGAGAUACAAAUGCCAUGGGACAUCAAAGAUCAAUAGAAAAUCUGAAAAGUAGGUAGAGAAAAAAGAUUAUGUGAAAAGGAAAAACUGUCCAAACGACAAUCUGAUUUUCAACAGACAAAAUCAAAGCUAGAAUUCAAUGGAACAUAACUUCAGUGUGUUUCAAAAGAAUUAGCAGAACUUCAUAAACAGAAAUUAAAGAUAAUGUUUUCUAGAUAAAAGAAAAAGUACUGAAAAUACAAAGUUGAACAUUCAGGAAGGUAUAAGAAUAGCGAAAGUGGUAAAUAUGUACAUAAUUCUAAAUCAAUUUUGAUGGUAUAAAAUUAAAGUGUCUUCUUGGGUUAAGGGUAUAUUUGAUAAGAUACAUACAAAUAGCUAUAUGUAGACCGGAGGUAAAGGUAAAAAGAGUAAAAUUAGUUAAAUUAUCUUUUGGACUUUUCUGUCUGUGAAGAGAAUUCAAAAAUCAUAUUCAAUGACCCUGUAAAUCUACCAGUAGUUGGAUAUUCACAGGAAUUGCAUCAAAUGAUAUAUGAAAGCAUGCUCAUAGUAGCAUUAUUCAUGACUGCUCAAAAAGGAAAACCCUCCAAAUAUACAUCAACUAAUGAUGGAUGAGUCACUACAGUAAAUCUAUACAAUGGAACAAUAUAGAUAAGUGAAAAGAUAUAAAUUACAGAUACAUGUGACUAUGUGACUAAAUUUCAGAUAAGAUCAGGUACAUUCAGAGUGGUAUGGCCACAGACUAAGUGACCAAAUUUCAGAAACAUAGUAUUGAGUCCAAGAAGCUAUGAACAAGAACCUACAGGACUACACCUAUGUAUGAUAUAAAGUUGAGAGUUGAGAGUUGCAUACCUAGUUGGUAAGGCAUAAAGAACACCAAGGAAAUUAUCAUCAUAAAUUAUGGGUAUUGCUUACCACAGGAGAUGUGAAGAAACAUUUAGGGGCUUGAAAAGCAGCAUGGGGGUAGCCCUAGGCUCUUUGUAAUGUUCCACGUCUUGCCCUAUGUGAUGGUUACAUGAAUGCUUAUGAUACAUUGCUGUGUUUACCAUUUUUAUUUUGACUCAUUUCCAAGUGUGCAUUAUACUUUUAUUUGAAAAUUAUUUAUUAGGAGAAGUGCACCAUAAAAAUUAUUGAUUACUUUGCUCAUUAUAUACCUAGGAAAAAAUUCACCAUUUAUGUAUCUUUAUAUACAACUCUAAGAGGGUUGAAGUAUGAACUUUAUUUUAGCUACAACAUGUAGAAAUAAGAGGAGAAGUUACCUGCAGUACACAGAUCUUUCUAAAGGUGUUUUCUACCUUUAAUUAUCUACCUUGCAGGUCAAAACUUUGUCAUUCUUCAUCUAUUUUUCUUUUGGUUCCUGUGUUCCCGAUACAACAAGUGUGGGACAUAUUUCCCACACUCUUGAUUUAGCAGAGUACCUAUAUCAAUUAGGUUUUUCUACCAGAGAAACCUCCACAAAACUACGUUACAUAUUGAUAUCUCACAUAUCUUUGGAUUCAGCUUUCCUAAGCUGGGUUUGGUGGAUGGCUCUGGUAAUUUGAGAUGGGCCAAGUUCUGCAUCUUGGAACUAGUUAGACUUUGACCAAUUUAGGCUGGAUCAGGCAGAAGCAAACUGACUCCAUUAUUUUCUCAUUCUUCUUCUGGGAACAGUGUAGUAGCCAGGUGAUGUUCUCAUAAUAAACAGAAAAGAAAGAGAAACUCCAGUUUGGAUGCCAUCUCAAAUCUGUGUGGAGUUUACCAAUUUUCCAUUAAUCAAAGCAAGUUAUGUGAGUUCAUUGAGUCCAGGAGCAAGGUAGUCACCCUGUCUGUGGUGAUAAAAUACUGCAAGAUUAUAUGUCAAAGAAUGUGAUACUCAGAAUAUUUCUAAAAGUGAUGAAUAUUUUAAUAAAAUAACAAAUAUUUAGGCAUUAAAUAGACGAGAGGAGUAACUUUAUUAGAGGUCUAAGCAUGAGAGAUAUAUUUGAUAUAUUUUUAUGGGUUAAAAAUCCUGAGUGGGAAAAAAGGACUAAUUUUACCAGUAUGAUCUCCUGGAAACUCAUUUUCCAUUUUGUAAAUUAUUUUGAAAAUUCCUUUUUUUCUGGAGGGGUGUGUGUAUGUGUGUGUGUCUGUCUGUCUGUGUAUGUUUUAUGAGCUUGUUAACAAUAAUGUCUUACAAAAGUACUGGUUUGCAGGAAUAAGACAUAUUGACCUUCCCAUGGUUCUCAAGAAAACUUUGGAUGAUUUGGAUUAAAAAUUUUGGAUUUUGUCUAUUUAAAUCUAGCAUAAAAUUGGUCAUGGUGAUGAUCCUAGUUAUGACUAAUCUCCCUUUAAGAAUUUAGACAUUUACUUUUUGAACUGUGUGGUAAAAUUUCCAUAACCAGUAGCUAAAGUUGCUGAACACAAAUUAUGGAGAUGUGAAAAGAGGAAAACAUUGCAAAACAUUGAAAGAGAAUACGUUUUUAUUUGCAUGCUGGCAAAUGAAAAUUCAGGCUUCACUUCAACUUCAGUUGAAUUUUUCAGGUCUCUAACAAGAAUAGUCAUUGAAUGAAUGAGUUAAGUUGAGCUGUUUGAACAUUAGAAUGUUUUCCAUAAAUACAUUUUUUGAACUCAUCCAUUAGCAUAAACUGGUACUUUCUUGUUUGACACUGGUCACAGUAUUUGAAAAUAAAAAGAAUGUUACUGCAGAUUCAGAAAUCAGGUGCACAUAAAAUUUAAGGUCAGGGUAUUAAAGGAAUCACAGCCAGUGUUGUUAGGCUUUCAGUUUUUCUAUCUUUUUGUCUGUUCCAACAUGGUAACUUUUCUAUCCAUCACUUUUUCCAUUCUAGUAGUGGUUACAUUUGUUCUUGCAAAUUUUGCUAAUGGCUUCACAGCAUUGGUAAAUUCCACUGAGUGGGUCAAGAGACAAAAGAUCUCCCUUGCUGACCAAAUUCUCACUGCUCUGGCAGUCCCCAGAGUUGGUUUUCUCUGGGUAAUAUUACUACAUUGGUAUGCAACUGUGUUUAAUCCAGGUUUGUAUAGUUUAGAAGCAAGAAUUACUAAUAAUAAUGCCUGGGCAGUAACUAACCAUUUCAGCAACUGGCUUGCUACUAGCCUCAGCAUAUUUUAUUUGCUCAAGAUUGCCAGUUUCUCCAGCUUUAUUUUUCUUCACCUAAAGAGGAGACCUAAGAGUGUCAUUCCAGUGAUACUAUUUGGGGCUUUGUUAUUUUUGGUUUGUCAUCUUGUCAUGAUAAACAUGGAUGAGAGUAUGUGGACAAAAGAAUAUGAAGGGGGAGGCUGAGGCGGGUGGAUCACGAGGUCAAGAGAUCGAGACCAUCCUGAUCAACAUGGUGGAACCCCGUCUCUACUAAAAAUACAAAAAAAUUAGCUGGGCAUGGUGGCACAUGCCUGUAAUCCCAGCUACUCAGGAGGCUGAGGCAGGAGAAUUGCCUGAACCCAGGAGGCGGAUGUUGCCAUGAGCCGGGAUCGUGCCAUUGCACUCCAGCCUGGGUAACAAGAGAAACUCCGUCUCAAAAAAAAAAAAAAAAAAAAAGAAUAUGAAGGAAAUGUGAGUUGGAAGAUCAAAUUGAGUGACACAACGCAUCUGUCUGAUAUGACUGUAAGCACGCUUACAACCUUACUACCCCUUACUCUAUCCCUGACAUCUUUUCUCCUGUUAAUCUGUUUUCUGAAUAAACGUCUCAAGAAGAUGCAGCUCCAUGGCAAAGGAUCUACAGAUCUCAACAUCAAGGUCCACAUAAAAGCUUUACAAACUGUGAUCUCCUUCCUUUUGUUAUUUAUGUUCUGUCCCUAACCAAGUCAAUUUGAUAUCUUAGAAGAAUGCUGCAGAAUGAACCAAUCCUCAUGCUCUGCCAAAUUACUGCAAUUAUAUAUCCUUCAUUUCAUUCAUUCAUCCUAAUUUGGGGAAGCAAGAAGCUAAAACAGACCUUCCUUUUGAUUUUGUGUCAGAGUAGGUGCUGAGUAAAAGACCAGAAACUCUCAAGUUUCUGGAUUCACGAGUGGGACAUCCUGUGUCUCCAAGACGAAACAAACUGAUGGUGUCUGGAAUGUUUUAUACUUUCUGCUGGCUUUUUUGUAGUGUAUGUCUUUCAGUAAUUUCCAAAAGUAGACCUAGAAAAGUCUUUUACCUAAAGUUAGUCUAAAAAAGUAUCUAUAUAUGCAUGUGUAUGUAUAUAUGAAACACUUAAGAGACAGUGACAAUAACAUUAUCUUAAUCAUUUUUUUACAAACUGCCAAAUUAUAGAAAAUAUGCUAAGAAAUUUUGCAAAAUCAUGAAGCCAUGUGUAUUUCACAUAUAUAUUUCAUAUUAUCAUGUCCUAUUUGAAAAAUUUAUGAUCUCCAUUUAUAAUUGUUAAGAACUUACAGCUUAGUUCACAAAAUGUUGCUCUUUUCCACUGUUAUUUGUAUCAUACAUGUGUAGCAUAGUGUGCUUAAACAUUAUGUGAACAUCUAGUUUUUGGGAUGGUAUGAGAAUUCUAUUCUAAGUCAAUAAUGAGGUGUUAUCUUUGGGGUAGUUUCUAUUUCAUCAUGAAUUCUAAUUUUAUGUUUAGUUAAAAGCAAGUAAUUAUUGUUGGAAAACUAUGCUCAAAAUUCAAGG
This is a messenger RNA of Callithrix jacchus (white-tufted-ear marmoset), 4772 nucleotides long. RefSeq names its product taste receptor type 2 member 30-like. Gene Ontology annotation, cellular component: membrane. NCBI's taxonomy places the organism in Eukaryota, Metazoa, Chordata, Mammalia, Primates, Cebidae. The record is from RefSeq and is a predicted model, not a curated record. Gene Ontology annotation, biological process: detection of chemical stimulus involved in sensory perception of bitter taste; sensory perception of taste; G protein-coupled receptor signaling pathway. Gene Ontology annotation, molecular function: bitter taste receptor activity; G protein-coupled receptor activity.